This is a messenger RNA of Chaetura pelagica (chimney swift), 1641 nucleotides long. RefSeq names its product POC5 centriolar protein (gene POC5). Bases 1 to 1641 code for a protein of 546 amino acids. The record is from RefSeq and is a predicted model, not a curated record. NCBI's taxonomy places the organism in Eukaryota, Metazoa, Chordata, Aves, Apodiformes, Apodidae. Gene Ontology annotation, cellular component: centrosome. The transcript has 12 exons.
AUGGCUCUGGACCAGGCAAUUAUGAAGGCCCCACUGCAGAAGGCAGUAGCCAUAACAUCACAGACCUUUGAAGGAAGGACUCCAGGUGUAGAGUUACAAAUUUAUGGAAAAAUACGGGAAAUUUGCUUUAUGCCUUCAGAUUCUAGGCCUCAGGGAAAGGCUAAUGUUGCUAAGUUGGAUGAAUGUGAAGAGAUGCUUCAUUAUGCUAUAGUGUCUCUGAAGACUGAACAGUGUGUCUCAAAGUGGUCAGAAUAUUUAGCAGUGUUCUUGCUGUCAGUGAAGGAGCCUUCUGAAGACAAUAUGGAACAACUUAACCCUGCUCUUUCAGAGGAAACUUCUUCUGAAGGUUCCCCACAUGGUCCAAGAGAAAUCAGUGAAACCAUAGUGACUGAGUUACCUUUACCAGAUGAAAAAGUAACUGAAAUAGAAAACAUACUUGAUCUCUGGAGUGGAAGUCUUAAGACAAAUGUUCUGGCUGAACUGAGAAAAUGGAAACUUAGUUUGAUCGAACAUCACAAGCUUCAAAUGACACAAGAAAAAGAGAAACAUGCUGCACAUGUGAGACGAUUGAGCAAUGAGAUGGAAAACCUGAAGGAGUUGCUGCAUACUUACGAAGUCUCUAUUGGCAGGAAAGAUGAGGUGAUUGUUAACUUAACCCAAGCACUAGAGAGACAGAAGGAGAGAAUAGAGUUGAUGAGAAAGUUUACACUGUGGCGGAUUCAGCAUGUUAAUGCCAAACAAGAGGAAUAUCAAAAUAGAAUAGCAGACAGACAAUUCCAGACAGCUUUGAUGAAGAAAGUGUGGGCAGCAUGGCGCUCUCUUAGUGGAGAAAAAUGGAAAGAAAAGGUAGCAAAAGCCUGUCAGUUAAGGGCUGAAGAUGUCUGUGUUCAGCUUACCAAUGACUAUGAAGCCAAAAUUGCAGAGCUAACUGCUGCUUUGGAAGAGACGAAGGCUGAGAUGCUGCAACUGCACAGUGAAAGAGAACAGUAUGAAGACACCAUGAAGAAAGCCUUUAUGCGAGGUGUAUGUGCUUUGAACCUGGAAGCUAUGACCAUGUUUCAGAGCAAGGACAGUAGAACAGAUACUGAUGUAGGAAGUAGGAGAAAUGAUAAUGGUACCAUUGCUUCAGGAAGGCUGCCUGCCUCACAAUAUAAUCUCCCUUCAACACCACCAGCGACAGCUUUUCAGCUGGAAGACAUGUUUUCUACCCACUUGGGUCAUGCAAGCACUUCUCAGACCAGGUUAGAUUCUGACUCUUCAGUAAUCGUCACUAGCACAGCUGCGGGAUCUGGUGUGACAUCAACUCAAAAACUGCCCAUGGCAAAAGUAAUAACAUCUGCUCAACAGAAAGCAGGAAGAACAAUCACUGCUCGAAUCACAGGCCGAACUGAUGUUGGACAAAAGGCCAGAAUGUGUGGUAGUGUAGCAGUGAUGGGAGUUGCACCACCCAUGAGUUCAGUCAUUGUUGAAAAACAUCAUCCAGUCACUCAGCAAACCAUAUCCCAGGCCACUGCUGCUAAGUAUCCUCGAACUGUACUCCAUUCUUCUGGCUCUACCACUUCAAGAUCUGCAGGACAAGUUGGGCGAAUGCUUCAGGCACAAACUCAUAGCUGUGUUCAGUCGAUAAAAGUUGUUGACUGA